Molecule: messenger RNA, 720 nt
Organism: Phytophthora infestans T30-4
Lineage: Eukaryota; Oomycota; Peronosporomycetes; Peronosporales; Peronosporaceae
Exons: 4
Coding region: 1-720 (239 amino acids)
Source: RefSeq, a predicted model, not a curated record
AUGCCAGCGCUGUUAACGACGCACGGAGUGCAGCAGCUCUAUCAAGAUGAGACGGUGGAAGCUGUGAUCCGAUUGCAAGUGCUAGGAGUCUAUCGCUAUUUAGCGGACCCCGCACUGAAGAAGCGACUUGGUCAGCACUUCGCCGACGCGCAUGAUGUGUUUGACGUGCUACUGAGCGAUGGGCACCACAAGAUGAAGACGGUGCUGGCUCCAAAGUGCCACAAACUUGUGUGGACACGUGAACUGACAGCUCGUAGCCUCAUUCGACUUAAUUUUAUAUCGACGACUGACUUACGAGAAGUAGAGCUGCUCCCGUUAGUCGGAGAGAGGCUCUAUUACAUGCCUCUGCGCUCGGACCACUACACGUUAGACUGGGCAUGCAGCUUCACGGGUGGAAUCCCUGACGAGGACUCCCCGCUGGACGAGCUGGAAAGAAACUGGUCGAGUCGCUAUGGAGCUGUGGCAUCUACGACCAGCUCAGUGGCGUGGAAUAUGGUCCCGGACUAUUGCGCGAACCUGUUCACGCCCGAGUGGAACAAACUCCACACGAUCCUGGAGGUUCUGGACAAGAUUAAGAAACACAGCACAUCAAACCCGCCAAUGAUAGGAGCUGUUCGAGUCAAGUCGAAGGUGCUGCACCUCGGAGACCCAAGCAUCUCCAACCCAUUCCCGUUCGCAUUCAACGCAGUUGUUGGUAAUGGAUGCUACGGGUGUUUUUGA